This is a messenger RNA of Penicillium chermesinum, 1107 nucleotides long. RefSeq lists its product as uncharacterized. The record is from RefSeq and is a predicted model, not a curated record. The transcript has 3 exons. Lineage: Eukaryota; Fungi; Ascomycota; Eurotiomycetes; Eurotiales; Aspergillaceae. The coding region runs from base 1 to 1107 and encodes 368 amino acids.
AUGUCCUCUGCACAAGUUCCCGCCUUGCUACGGUUUCUCUCACAAGAUGCCAAGGUUUCUCUGGCUGUCGCAAUGGCCAAAGUGCCAGAGCUACAGAAAGCUAACUUAGCCAGCUCAGAUAAAAUCUCAAAAUCUGAUCUGAACACACUCGAAGGCAUAUUUUCAGACACGAAAGUCGCCAAACAAGUCCUCAAUGCUGCCAAGCGAGUAGCCAAGAAGCGGGGAGCUCCAUCUGACAAUUCAACUCCGACCAAAAAGAAAAGGGCUCAAAUAGGUCCAGAAUCGACACCUUUCGAAAUUGAAACAAGCCUUCGCUUUCCGAGCUCCUCUAUCAAUGAUGAUGAACUCCGAAAAGUGAUCAUAGUCACCAAUCGGGCACCUCUUGUGCUUGCUUUUGCAUUAUCCGUCUUGAAGUACACAAGGCCAGAACAACCAAUCUCUAGCAGGUUGAGUCUUGCGCAGGCGCUUGUCAGUGCUAAUAGUCGAACAAAAGCCGUCAGCUUGGGGAUUGAGAGGGGAGAGCCGGCUGAGCAAGAACGCUUGCCAGAAGGCCAUCCAGCCAUCAAAGUUUUGGGACGAGAGAUUCCCGUAUUGAAGAGAUGGGAUUACGACCCACGAGAGGGCCAGCCAGACGAUUCGUUGGAUGAGCAAGCUGAGCCGGCAGAGGUAGCCAGUGAAUUCUUAGGUACCAAGGCCAGCGGCGAUGAGUCAGACCGAAUGCCACCGCUAUGGGGCCUUGAUCCAGAGGCCUUACAAAAUUCCAACUUGAACACGGCUGCUGAGACUGAUAAAAAGCCCACCAAAGCUUUGCCAAUACAUACCCCACAGGCCGCAAGGUCCUAUAUCAUUCGGUCUAUCUCUUUGUUGAAGAAUGAUGGUCCGGAAACAAAGCCAAAGUUAACAAGUGCAGUCGAUGAUGACAAGGAGAUGUGUGUGAGCUAUCUCUUGCAUGCAAUCGAUUCUCUGGACAAACGGGCCUGGUUCUGGUAUCUCAAGGUCCGCCCGGAUGUUCAGACCGGAGUUCAGGGGUGGGGCGAGAAAGGACAGGUAAAGCUGGCCCAUAUCAUCAAUCUUCGGAAAACACCAGAUGCUAGUGCUUCAAGUUGA